CCUGAUCUGUGCAGAAACACCAUGCUGGCUAAAGUGGUAGAAAAGCUGAGGAAGACUGAACUCCAAACCACUUCUUCUGCUCACCGUUACGCCGGACCUGGAGAUGUGGAGUGUGAUUUCUGCAUCGGGAAAAAACACAAAGCUGUCAAGUCGUGUCUGAUGUGUCUGGCCUCUAUUUGUGAAAUCCAUUUAACGCCUCAUCUUGAACGUCCAGCUUUGAAAAAUCACAUAUUAGUGGAAGCCUGUGGAGACCCACAGGAGAAGAUCUGCUCUCAGCAUGAUAAACUGAUCGAGAUCUACUGUCGUACUGACCGAAGCCUCAUCUGUUGUUUGUGUAGGACGGAAGAGCAUGAAGGACAUGAUACGGUUGCCGUAAAAACAGAAAGAGGUGAAAAACAGAAUGAACUAAAGGAGGAGCAGAGGAAAUCACAGCAGAGGAUCCAGGAGAAGCAGAAGAAGCUGCAGGAGCUCCAAAACACCAUCCGCAUUAUUAAGAUUCGAGCUCAGACAGCGGUGGAGAACAACGAGAGGGUCUUUGAUGAGCUGAUCGGCUCCCUGAAGAAGAAGAGCUCGGAGCUGACCACGCUGAUCCGAGAUGAGGAAGAGACGGAGCUGAGACGGGCCGAACUUCUCCUGCAGCAACUGGAGCAGGAAAUUACUGAUCUUAAGAGAAGAGUGACUGAGCUGGAGCAGCUUUCACAUGCUAAUGAUGACGUCCGUUUCCUCCAGAGUUUUCCGUCUCUCUGUGUCUCUUCUGGAUGUGAGGACUCAUCCAGCAUCACCGUCAAUCAACAUCUCUCAUUUGAUGGCGUGAACAAAUCCCUCUCAGAUCUGAAGAAGCGAUUUGAGGAAUUCUGUGAAGACGAAUUCAGCAAGAUCCCUCCGCAAGAUCAAAUAAAUAAAACACUGACUGAAGCAGAUCAGAUGAUUUUACACUCAACAAAGAGCAGAGAAGAUCAUCUACAAUAUUUCUGUGAGCUCAGUCUGGAUCCCAAUACAGCUAAUCAUCACCUCGUUCUGUCUGAGAACAAUAAAGUGGUGACAAACAGCGAGAAAAAUCAGCGAUACUCUGAUCAUCCUGAGAGAUUCGGCUCCAGGUUUCAGGUGCUGUGUAAGGAGGAAGUGAGUGGACGCUGUUACUGGGAGGUGGAGUGGAGCGGUGGUGGGGAAAUAUCAGUCUCAUAUAAAGAGAUCAGCAGGAAAGGACGGGGUGACGAAUGUGGGUUUGGGUACAACGAUCAGUCCUGGAGUCUGUGCUGUUCUUCUUCUUCUCUUCGUUUUUAUCACAGCAACAUUGAGACUGAACUUGAAGGUACAUCCGCCUCCAGAAUAGGAGUGUAUGUGGAUCACAGUGCAGGAACUCUGUCCUUCUACAGCAUCUCUGAUACAAUGAGGCUCCUCCACACAGUCCAGACCACCUUCACUCAGCCCCUCUACGCUGGGUUUUGGGUUGGUUGGGAGUCAGCUGUAAGGUUAUUGAUCCCAGAUAAAACAUUAUGAUAAUGUUAUCAUAUUUUAUUAACAAUAAAAAUGUGCAGUUGCCCAUGUUUUAGUUCAGUAAAUGAAACGAGUAUAUUACAUUUUGUUUGAGGAUCUACAACCAUUUAGUGGGACGGUUAGGCACAGAUAGAGGAAACUGGAGUGGAGCAGAUACCCUGCACUUAGAUUUAAAAGAAUAUAUUUUGCA
Trichomycterus rosablanca is the source of this 1687-nucleotide messenger RNA. Its product is annotated as tripartite motif-containing protein 16-like. Lineage: Eukaryota; Metazoa; Chordata; Actinopteri; Siluriformes; Trichomycteridae. Gene Ontology annotation, molecular function: protein binding; zinc ion binding. The coding region runs from base 22 to 1500 and encodes 492 amino acids. The record is from RefSeq and is a predicted model, not a curated record. The transcript has 6 exons.